Molecule: messenger RNA, 5079 nt
Organism: Frieseomelitta varia
Lineage: Eukaryota; Metazoa; Arthropoda; Insecta; Hymenoptera; Apidae
Gene: Fhos
Product: FH1/FH2 domain-containing protein 3
Exons: 18
Coding region: 207-3710 (1167 amino acids)
Biological process (GO): actin filament network formation; cortical actin cytoskeleton organization
Cellular component (GO): cytoskeleton; cytoplasm
Molecular function (GO): actin filament binding
Source: RefSeq, a predicted model, not a curated record
CGAGGACGUCGCGAGUGUUCUCUCCGCGAUCGCGAGUACGUGCUGGUGCUUUCUCACUUCGUACGUUUCGAGCCUGUUCUUCGAACGAAGGUGAUGCCUUUGGUCUGUGCAUAGUGAUCUUACGCUACGAUCGAGUAACAGAGUGAUCCGACUGAAUGCUCAGAGCCUUCUCGGUUACUUCGAGGACAUGAAACUGCGACCACGGGAUGCCACCUUACUGCCGAAAGAACUCGAUCGUUCUCAGGACACAGCUGUCCGUGAGGGUGCACACUAUUAUAGAAAAAUUGCUGAACAGCGAGGGCCGCGAGCUGCGACGAGCUCUCUUCUCCCUCAAGCAGAUCUUUCAGGAGGACAAGGACCUGGUGCACGAGUUCGUGCAAAAUGACGGGCUUGCUUGCCUCAUCAAGGUUGGCAGCGAGGCCGACCAGAAUUAUCAAAAUUACAUACUACGAGCUCUCGGCCAGGUGAUGCUCUACGUGGACGGCAUGAAUGGAGUGAUGGAACACGGUCAGACGGUUCAGUGGUUAUACACGUUAAUAGCCAGCCGCUUCCGUUUAGUGGUGAAGACCGCGUUGAAACUGUUGCUGGUGUUCGUCGAGUACGUGGAGACGAACAGCCUGCUGCUGGUGAGAGCGGUCAGAUCGGUCGAUACGUCCAGGGGUAUGAUACCAUGGACGAACGUGAUGAAGCUGCUGAAGGAUUACGACGCCGCCGACACGGAAUUACUGAUCUACGCGACGACGUUGGUCAACAAGUGUCUGAACGGUAUACCGGACCAGGACACUUAUUACGAUCAGGUGGACUGUUUAGAGGAACAGGGGAUCGAGGGCAUCAUCCAGAGGUACAUGUCGAAACAGGGCACCGAUCUCGAUCUACUCAGGCAGUUCCAGAUCUACGAAGCCGUGUUACACCACGAGGACGGGAACGAUAGGGGCUCGCCUAUUCGUCAGCUGGACGAUAACAUCAGGAAGACGCUACGAAACCGGAAGUCCCUGGUGGAUUCUCACGAACGGCGAAAAUCCCGGCGACACUCGACAGGCACGUCUCCAUUGUCGAUGUCCUUGAACGCGCGUCUAAGUCCACGGCUCAACCACUCGUUGGGUAUAAGCUCUCUGAACAACACGCUAAACUCGAGUUUACCCGAUGACGACGACGAAUCGAGCAGCUCCCAAAGUUCGCAGGGUCAUCUCGGCGAGGUUCAACUGAAUGGCAGUUACAAGGAGAACAAAGUGGACGUUGGCGUGACACCGGCGUUAAGACGUCGAAGGGAACGAGCCGAGAGGCAGAGGAGCUUUAUCAGGGAGCAGCAAGAGGCCACGGCGAAUAUGCGAGCAUCCGUCGUACCCUCGGACGAUCAGGAAAGUCCCUACGCGACGAACGGGCUGCGUUACACGAACGGCACGUCGUACGAAAGGAACGCGGACUCGCCGUCGAAUAAAUUGUCCAGGACGAACAGCAGGAAGGACUUGACGCCGCUGAUGAAUGCCGCGAAUAAGCUCGACUCCGAAGAGAAGAAACCAUGGUACGGCAAGAGUCCCGACGAGGGUGUCGAGUGCGACGAAGGUAAUCACACCGACGAGGAUGAGGAUCGUCGAGUGGUUCUACAACUGAAGAGGGAAGGAACUGUCAAGGAUCUCACACAAAAGCUGGCCGCUCAAAAUCUUAUACCGAGCAGCCCGGUCGAGGAGAAGGUUUCCAGGAUAGGGGAUAUGAGCGGCCUGAUCUCGAAGGCGAAGGAGGGCCUGGCCAAGUCGAAAUCGAAGGCGGACGUGCUGAAGUCGCCGACCGGUGACAGCCUGCCGAAGCUGCAGGAGGCGAAGAAAUCGGAGAACGAGCUUCACUGGGAGGAGCUGGUUAAGAAGCUGAAACGGCCGCUGGAACUUUGCGACCUCGACUUCACCGAUCUGAAUUCCGACGACGAAGUCGACGUACUCGGGCCGGUGAACGUGACCAACGGUAUACCGCCGCCACCGCCGCCGAUGGUGCCGACUACCGGCGGUGUACGAGCACCGCCGCCGCCGCCUUUGGGUGCCAGGCUGCCGCCGCCGAUGCCACAGGCGCCUCCGCCGUUGUUCGGCGUGAAUCUCAAGUUACCGAGAUCGCCGGCCGCCGUCGCCGACUCGGGCAACAUGCCGAAGAGCCCGCCGCCGGCCUUCACCAAGAAGAGCAAAAAGACGGUGAAGCUGUUCUGGAAGGAGGUCAGGGAUGAUCCCAUCAUACUGUCGAGGCUCGACAAAAACAAGAUGAUAUGGGACGAGCUGUCGCCGGUACCUGUUGACACGCAGAAGCUCGAGCACCUGUUCGAGAGCCGCGCCAAGGAUCUCAUCACGAAGGAGAAGCAGCAAGAGAUGAACAAGAACAAGGAGAUCAUCGUGCUGGACCAUAAACGAUCGAACGCUAUCAACAUCGGGAUGACCAAGUUGCCUCCACCGAGAUCUAUCAAGACGGCCAUCUUGAAAAUGGACGCAACCAUUAUGAACAGAGAGGGUAUCGAGAAACUAUUGACGAUGCUGCCAACCGAGGAGGAGAGGUCCAGGAUACAAGAGGCGCAGGCCGCCAAUCCUGACCUACCUUUGGGAUCGGCCGAGCAGUUUCUUCUAACUUUGGCCUCCAUCUCGGAGUUGCCCGCCAGGCUGAAACUUUGGGCGUUCAAGUUGGACUUUGAGAAUUCAGAGAAGGAAAUUGCGGACCCUUUGAUGGAUCUGAAGCAGGGAAUGGAGACCCUGCGAGUGAAUAAAACGUUCCGCGGGAUUCUGAGCACGCUCCUUUCGAUCGGGAUAUUCCUCAACGGAAAUGAGGUGAAGGGCUUUCAACUGGAAUACCUCGCCAAAGUACCUGAAGUGAAGGAUACGGUUCACAAGCACUCGCUGCUUCAUCACCUUUGCCACAUGGUGAUGGAGAAGUUUCCGGACUCCACGGAUCUCUAUUCGGAGAUCGGCGCGGUAACGAGAGCAUCGAAAAUCGACUUCGACGAGCUCGCGGCGAACAUCGGGAAAUUGGAGAGCGAGUGCAAGGCAUCCUGGGACCACCUGAAGCUCAUUGCGAAACACGAUGGCUCCACGAUGAUGAAAGUCAAAAUGUCCGACUUCUUGGCGGACUGCGCCGAGAGGAUAAUCGUGCUGGGCAUCGUGCACAGGCGGAUCAUAAAUCGAUUCCACAAAUUCAUCCUCUGGCUGGGUAUACCGCUGCACAGGGUGCAAGACACGAAGCCGAACGAAUUCUGCCGGAUCGUGUCCGAGUUCGCGCUCGAGUACCGAACCACGCGGGAACGGGUGAUACAGCAGCUGGAGAAAAAAGCCAAUCACCGCGAAAGAAAUAAGACCAGGGGAAAGAUGAUCACAGAGGUUGGCAAAUUCCGGACGAAGGAGGAUCGCGCGGACGCGGAGCUCAGGCAACUGCUCGGAAGCGAUAUCUCCGACGUCGAGAGUAUUCACGGCACUCUGCCAUGGAGGAGACAGAGGAAAGAUGGUCGGACGUCGCUGGGCCCGUUGCUUCGGGACGAGAACACCAACGGGAACCUGACCGACGGUGACGACGAGUUGCUGGAAUCGUUGGUGAAGACAGCGACGAAGACACCGGCAACGAGAACGACGCCAAGGGAGCGCAAGAGGACCAGACACGCCGAUCGUAAGUCUUUGCGUAGAACGCUGAAGAACGGCCUCUCGGAAGAGGAGAAGAAACACAUCGCCACCUACAUCAAGGGCUACUGACUGUGAUAAAACGCGAAAACCCUGUAGCUCGUCCGCGAGACGGAAGAAUGGACAAUAGCACGAUCAUCGGACGUUGAUCACCAGGCCAGGACAUUGCGAUUUCACGAAACCACGACGAAACUCAGAGGAAAUACAAAACCAUCCCUGGAGGAAUCGCACGCACCAAGGUUACACGUUAAAAGAAUUUUAUAUAUAUGUAUAUAUAUAUAUAUAUAUACAUAUACAUUUCGAUCGAAUUUUCUGUACGCGCGUUGGCAGAAAGUUAUCGUUUUUAUCAAAUUCAUCGCCGAAGAUGAAACUCGAGGCCUUCUAAUUUUAUUUUCUCACCGUGCUGUCUAACCUGUCGUUCGUGCUUGCCGAAUUCAGAUCAGAUGGUACAUUUGAGCGGAUUGCAUGAAUCUGAAUGUGUGAAGUUACAGGCAAUAAAUUUCGUAGACUUGAUCAAAUAUUCUGAUCAAUAUUUAGUGAGGUCAGAUUUGGUUAAUUUAAUGGGUAUUUGAGUGUGUCGAGGGGUGAAAGAUGAUACGUAAAAAUAGGAGAUUCUCUGUCAGAGAUCGUAAUGCGAAACGAAUCUGAUAGUUCUUUGAAUGAAAAAUUGAUAUUGAAAAGAAAGUUUAACGUAGGAAUAGGAGUUUAAAUAGACGUAUAAAGGGGAUAUAAAUCGGAAGAAGUUUUCCAGUUAAUCUUCGAUAAAGAUUAGUCGUCCGGUAAAGGACUAAUUUUUAUACAAAUUCUGUAUCGAAUCUGUAUGAAUCGAGAUUGAUCCGACUUUGCAUACGAAUAUUUGCAUCCCGAGAAAAUUUUUAAUCACAGAACCUAUAAUAAAAGCGUGGCUUAAAUUCUCUGCUCGUCUAUACUGGAAAUGUUAAUCUUAAUGCGUGAAUUAUUCUUGACGUAUUUUUGAUAAGAUAUACACAUACUAAUAUACAAAAUAUUUUGAGACGUUAAGGACCAAUAAAUAAGUAACAAAGUGAAAUAUGCACGAUGAAAAGUAAGUAACGUAAAAAACGUUUCAAGUAAUAUCAACACCAAAUGCCAGUAGAAAGAAGUAAUAAAUAAAAGAGCUUAGGAUAGAUUUCAACAAAUUUCUAAAAAUUGAUUAAUGAAAUAAGUAAGUUUCCGAGCGAUUAGAUGGAUAAUCACGUAGAUUAAAUGCCGAGAGAUAUUUUUACGCAUUUGUAUUUAUGCACUGUUUGUCAAAAAUGAUCGAUGAAAGCGCAAGGGAAAAGGAAACAGGUUGGGACGAUCAGUCAGGCUCGUAUUGCUGUUGGCUUGCAACCAACGAAGACGACGUGCUUUACAGGUCAGCGUUUCGCGUAUCAAACAAAUGCGACAACUUCUGAAACUUACUUUCUCUGUCUUCUUCUUA